AUGUCGAACGCCGAUUUCGACCAGAUCAAGAAGCUGCAGCAGGAGCGCAAUGCGGCGGCCGCGGCCAGAAAGGGGGCCUCCCUCGACCCGUCCAGCCAGCGCGUCGGCUCGUCGACCAAAGUCAAGCUGACGGACACGGUCGAUACGGAGCUGUACGGCACGGGCGAGGACAAGUUUGCCGGCUAUCACACAUCGCUGCCGGCGGGCAACGGCGACGACGACGACGACGACAUGCCCGAUGCCUCGGCAGACCGCUCGCGGCGGCUCGUCGGCCAGUACACGGCAACGCGUGCCCAGAUCGACGAGUUUGCGCGCGGCGCGGGCGUCGAAGAAGAGGACGUCCUGCUGAGCCGCGGCGAGCGCAGCAACCGCAUCGCCGACCGCGAGACCGACUACCAGAAGCGCCGUUUCGACCGCGUGCUGACGCCGACGCGCGCCGACCCCUUUGCGGCCAACCGCAACGCCGGCGCCACCGCCACCGCGUCGUCGAAUGGCGAGCCCAAGGCCGAGGGCUACCGCGAGAUCAUGGAGCGGCGCGAGAUUGAGCGCGAAGAGCAGCGUGUGCGGCAGGCCAUUGAGGCGAAGCGCCGCGAGGCCGCCGCGAACGGCGACGGCAGCGGCGACGACGGCGCCAGGGCCACGGAGCACAAGCCAACACUCACCUACCCCGACAAGGAGAACGAAGAGGCCGGGUCCACCGAACUGGCCGCGGGCCGCAAGCGCAAGAAGCGGUGGGAUGUCGCGGAUCCGGCGGCCGCAGGGGCCGUCGUCAAGAAGGAAGAGGCCGAGCCCGACACCAAGAAGCGCUCGCGGUGGGACCAGGCACCCGCCGUUCCAGGGACAGCAGCAGGCGCCGUCGACACAAAGAAGCGCUCCCGCUGGGACCAGGCACCCUCGGCCACGCCCAUUGGCAACACCGCGGGCCUCGUCACGCCGAUGCACCCGUCCGAGGGUACUGGUGCUGGUGCUGGGGCCGGUGCCGGUCUGCCGGCGAUGAUCGGGUUUGGCAACGACCUGUCCGCGCGCAACGCGCCCAUCAGCGACGAAGAGCUCGACGAGAUGCUCCCCGGCGCCGACGAGGGCUACAAGAUCCUCGAGCCGCCCCCGGGCUACGCCCCCACGCGCGCGCCCACCCACCGCAUCGUCCAGACCCCGGCCCCCGCCGCCGGCUUCACCAUGCAGGACCCGGACAGCAGCCGCAUGAACGGCGCGCCCGUGCCCAACCAGAUCCCCGGCAUGUACGACCUGCAGUUCCUCAAGCCCGAGGACGUCGCCUACUUUGGCAAGCUGUCCGACGGCGCCAACGAGGACACGCUAAGCGUCGAGGAACUCAAGGAGCGCAAGAUCAUGCGCCUGCUCCUCAAGGUCAAGAACGGCACGCCGCCCAUGCGCAAGACGGCGCUGCGCCAGCUCACCGACAACGCGCGCAGCUUCGGCGCGGGGCCCCUCUUCAACCAGAUCCUGCCGCUGCUGAUGGAGAAGUCGCUUGAGGACCAGGAGCGCCACCUGCUGGUCAAGGUCAUCGACCGCAUCCUCUACAAGCUCGACGACAUGGUGCGGCCGUACGUGCACAAGAUCCUCGUCGUCAUCGAGCCGCUGCUCAUCGACCAGGACUACUACGCCCGCGUCGAGGGCAGCGAGAUCAUCUCGAACCUCAGUAAGGCCGCCGGCCUCGCCACCAUGAUCAGCACCAUGCGGCCCGACAUCGACCACGUCGACGAGUACGUGCGCAACACGACCGCGCGGGCCUUUGCCGUCGUGGCGUCGGCCCUCGGCAUCCCCGCGCUUCUUCCGUUUUUGCAGGCCGUCUGCCGCAGCAAAAAGUCGUGGCAGGCCCGGCACACGGGCGUCAAGAUUGUGCAGCAGAUCCCCAUCCUCAUGGGCUGCGCCAUCCUGCCGUACCUCAAGCGGCUGGUGGACUGCAUCGCGCCCUGCCUCAACGACGAGCAGACCAAGGUGCGCACGGUGACGAGCCUGGCCAUUGCGGCGCUGGCCGAGGCGUCCAACCCCUACGGCAUCGAGAGCUUCGACGACAUCCUGAACCCGCUGUGGACGGGCGCGCGCAAGCAGCGCGGCAAAGGCCUGGCCGGCUUCCUGAAGGCGGUGGGCUACAUCAUCCCGCUGAUGGACGAGGAGUACGCCAACUACUACACGAGCCAGAUCAUGGAGAUUCUGCUGCGCGAGUUCUCGUCGCCCGACGAGGAGAUGAAAAAGGUCGUGCUCAAGGUGGUGUCGCAGUGCGCGAGCACCGAGGGCGUCACCGCGGGCUACCUCAAAGAGCACGUGCUCGACGAGUUCUUCAAGGGCUUCUGGGUGCGCCGCAUGGCGCUCGACAAGCGCAACUACCGCCAGGUGGUCGAGACGACGGUCGACAUUGGCCAGAAGGUCGGCGUCGGCGAGAUCCUCGAGCGCAUCGUCGCCCACCUCAAGGACGAGAGCGAGUCGUACCGCCGCAUGACGGUCGAGACGGUCGAGAAGCUCGUGUCGUCGCUGGGCGCCGCGGACAUUGGCGAGCGCCUCGAGGAGCGGCUCGUCGACGGCAUCCUGCACGCCUUCCAGGAGCAGACGGUCGAGGACAUUGUGAUGCUCAACGGCUUUGGGUCGGUCGUCAACGCCCUCGGCGCGCGCUGCAAGCCGUACCUGCCGCAGAUUGUCAGCACCAUCCUGUGGCGGCUCAACAACAAGUCCGCCACGGUGCGCCAGCAGGCCGCCGACCUCAUCUCGCGCAUCGCCAUGGUGAUGAAGCAGUGCGGCGAGGACGCGCUCAUGGGCAAGCUGGGCAUCGUGCUCUACGAGUACCUCGGCGAGGAGUACCCCGAGGUGCUGGGGUCCAUCCUGGGCGCGCUGCGGUCCAUUGUCACCGUCGUGGGCAUCAGCCAGAUGCAGCCGCCCAUCAAGGACCUUCUGCCGCGCCUGACGCCCAUCCUGCGCAACCGCCACGAAAAGGUGCAGGAGAACACCAUCGACCUGGUGGGCCGCAUUGCCGACCGCGGGCCCGAGUCGGUCAACGCGCGCGAGUGGAUGCGCAUCUGCUUUGAGCUGCUCGACAUGCUCAAGGCGCACAAGAAGGGCAUCCGCCGCGCCGCCAACAACACGUUUGGCUUCAUCGCCAAGGCCAUCGGCCCGCAGGACGUGCUGGCCACGCUGCUCAACAACCUGCGCGUGCAGGAGCGCCAGUCGCGCGUCAACACGGCCGUCGCCAUCGGCAUCGUGGCCGAGACCUGCGCGCCCUUUACGGUGCUGCCGGCGCUCAUGAACGAGUACCGCGUGCCCGAGCUCAACGUGCAGAACGGCGUGCUCAAGUCGCUGUCGUUCUUGUUCGAAUACAUUGGCGAGAUGGCCAAGGACUACGUCUACGCCGUCACGCCGCUGCUCGAGGACGCCCUCAUCGACCGCGACCAGGUGCACCGGCAGACGGCCGCGUCCGUCGUCAAGCACAUUGCCCUCGGCGUCGUGGGCCUCGGCUGCGAGGACGCCAUGGUGCACCUGCUGAACCUGCUGUACCCCAACCUCUUUGAGACCAGCCCCCACGUCAUCGACCGCAUCGUCGAGGCCGUCGAGGCCAUCCGCGUCGCCGUCGGCCCCGGGCUCGUGCUCAACUACGUCUGGGCCGGCCUCUUCCACCCGGCCCGCAAGGUGCGCACCAUCUACUGGCGCGUGCUGUCGGACUGCUACAUUGGCGCCGCCGACGCCAUGGUGCCGUACUACCCGGACCUGGAGGAGGACAGGGUCGACCGGCCCGAGCUGGCGGUGAUGCUGUAG
Messenger RNA from Sporothrix schenckii 1099-18, 3762 nucleotides. Its product is annotated as splicing factor 3B subunit 1. The record is from RefSeq and is a predicted model, not a curated record. Bases 1 to 3762 code for a protein of 1253 amino acids. The transcript has a single exon. Gene Ontology annotation, molecular function: mRNA binding. Gene Ontology annotation, cellular component: U2 snRNP; catalytic step 2 spliceosome; U2-type prespliceosome. NCBI's taxonomy places the organism in Eukaryota, Fungi, Ascomycota, Sordariomycetes, Ophiostomatales, Ophiostomataceae. Gene Ontology annotation, biological process: spliceosomal complex assembly.